Messenger RNA from Vitrella brassicaformis, 755 nucleotides. The record is from the annotation of a GenBank genome assembly. NCBI's taxonomy places the organism in Eukaryota, Vitrellaceae.
CAUACAUGCAGCCAUUCAUUCUGCAACAGUCAGCAACACGCGAAAGUCUCAACACACACCACCAGUCACAUCACCGUCAGUCAGUCGCGUCCAUCCACCCCCCUUGGUCGCAGCAACAGCGGCAAAUCAGCCCCUGCUGCGUGCGUGCGUCUUGCUUCCACGCGUCCGUCCCCCGCCGUGCUCAGACGUCGGCGAUGGUGACCUCGACCUCCACCCCAGGCUCGAUAGAGAUGGAGGUGAUCUGCUUCACCACGUCGGAGGGCGAGUGCAGGUCAAUCAGCCGCUUGUGGAUACGCAUCUCGAAACGGUCCCACGUGUUGGUGCCUGCACACACGACACACCGUUGUGCUGAUCUGCCUCUGCCUGUCUCGUGUCGCUCCCUCCCUCCCAGCUCACCCUCUCCGCAUGGUGACUUGCGCGUGGUGAUUCUGAGGGUCUUGGUGGGCAGCCUCACGGGUCCCUUCACCUGGAGGUUCUUCUCCUUAGCGCCGCUGAUCAAAUCGCUGCACACUGAACACACACAGACACCCACGACAACCGCAGACACUCACCCCACGUUGGCAGACGGCCUUGGCGGCGGUGUUUUCCCCCUCUCUUCCCCUCUUGGUGGUGUGUGUAUACCUUUCUCGAGCGAUUUGACGUUCUUGCUGGUGAGGGUGAUGCGGAUCUUGUGCAUCCGCGUUUCGUCCCCUCCCUCGCCCAUCCCGGCCUUGCCGGCCGCCACUGGCUUCAUCGCUGUCGCCGUAGCCAUGCUG